AGGCUGCUGUAAGUAACUGCCAGCCCAUGAGCUUCCUGUAGAGACACUACCUGCAAAGCCCUCGUAACAGUCAACUUCUUGCCACCCCCAAGCUGACAGCCUCACCAGGGGGAGGAGGGACCCCUUCAUUGGAGAACUGACAGCAGAAUCCUGGUAGAGGAGCCAUCAAGAGUCCUGGGGAGUGGGUAAUGAUUAUGAGACACCAUGGACACUGCUAUGUGUGUUUGCUCUCCAUGCUGUACAUGGCAAAGAUGUUGUCCUCGGUUAUGCUCCUGUCUGUGCUGCAAGUUCAUCUUCACCUCCGAGAGGAAUUGCACCUGCUUCCCCUGCCCUUACAAGGAUGAGAGGAACUGCCAGUUCUGCCACUGCACCUGUGCUGACAACCCCAACUGCCACUGGUGCUGCUGCUCCUGGGCCAAUGAUCCCAACUGUAAGUACUGCUGCACAGCCAGCAGUAAUGUCAAGUUCUACUACUAUGAGAGCCACUGCUGCCGCAAUACCACCAUCACGUUCCGCAAGGGCCGCCUCAAAAGCAUUCGCACCUCCUCCAAGACCGCCCUGCGCGUGGGGAGCAGCGACACCCAGGUGGAUGAGCUGAAGUCGAUGCCGGCGAGCAGCCAGCUGGUGGACCACCUCACCUGCCCCAUGUGCAACCGGCUGCGCCUGCACUCGUUCAUGCUGCCCUGCCACCACAGCCUGUGCGAGAAGUGCCUGCGCAAGCUGCAGAAGCGCGCCGAGGUCACCGAGAACUUCUUCAUCCUCAUCUGCCCGGUGUGCAACCGCUCGCACUGCAUGCCCUACAGCAACAAGAUGCAGCUGCCCGAGAACUACCUGCGCGGGCGCCUCACCAAGCGCUACAUGCAGCAGCACGGCUACCUCAAGUGGCGCUUCGACCGCUCCUCCGGGCCCAUCCUCUGCCAGGUGUGCCGCAGCCGGCGCGUGGCCUACAAACGCUGCAUCACCUGCCGCCUCAACCUGUGCAACGACUGCCUCAAGGCCUUCCACACGGACGUGACCAUGCAGGACCACGUCUUCGUGGACACCAGCCCCGAGGACCAGGACGAGAAGAUCUGCAUUCACCACCCGUCCAGCCGCAUCAUCGAGUACUGCCGCAGCGACGACGAGCUGCUCUGUACCUUCUGCAAGUUCGCCUUCCACAGCGGCCACGACACCGUCAGCCUCAUCGACGCCUGCUCCGAGAGGGCGGCCGCGCUCUUCAGCGCCAUUGCCAAGUUCAAAGCAGUCCGAUAUGAAAUUGAUAAUGACCUGAUGGAAUUCAACAUUUUAAAGAACAACUUCAAAGCUGGCAAGGAGGCAAAGCGAAAGGAGAUCAGAAAUGGCUUUCUCAAGUUGCGCAGCAUCCUACACGAGAAGGAGAAAACCAUCAUGGAGCAGAUAGAGAAUCUAGAAGUGUCCAGGCAGAAGGAGAUUGAAAAGUAUGUUUACGUGACAACCAUGAAAGUGAAUGAGAUGGAUGGUCUGAUCGCCUACUCCAAGGAAGCCCUGAAGGAGACUGGCCAAGUGGCGUUCCUGCAGUCUGCCAAGAUCCUUGUGGACCAGAUCGAGGACGGCAUUCUGAGUACUUACAGGCCUGACCCACAGCUCCGGCUGCACUCAGUUAAUUGCAUGCCCUUGGACUUUGCAGAGCUCUCUAAUGCCAUCCAGGAGCUCUUUCCCACGGGACCCAAGAAGGUGAACUCCUCGGGGGACUCGCUGCCCUCCCCCUAUCCCAUGCACUCGGAAACGAUGAUUGCCAGGAAGGUCACUUUCAGCACCCACAGCUUCGGCAACCGGCAGAUAUACCAGCGAAGCUCCUCCUUGUUGUCCUUCAACACUGGCGAGAAGGCCAAGAUGAGUCUGGAGGCUGGUCGGAGACCCCAGUCAGCCUCACCCGCCCAAACCACAGAUGGCUUCUACACCUACUGGAAUGCUACGGCGGACAGCCAGCCUGCACAGAACAGCAGCAGCUUCCACAACUGGUACUCGUUCAAUGACAGCUCUGUGAAGACCCCAGGCCCGAUUGUUAUCUACCAGACUCUGGUGUACCCAAGAGCUGCCAAGGUUUACUGGACAUGCCCAACAGAAGAUGUGGACUCUUUUGAGGUGGAGUUCUAUGAAAUCAAUACUUCCUCACCUAACAACGUACAAACGGAGCUCUGUGGACAAAUCCAGGACAUAAUGCAGCAGAAUUUGGAGCUGCACAACCUGACCCCCAACACCGAAUAUCUGUUUAAAGUUAGAGCCAUCAAUGACAAUGGUCCUGGGCAAUGGAGUGACAUCUGCAAGGUGGUAACACCAGACGGGCGUGGGAAGAACCGAGCUAAGUGGGGCCUGCUGAAGAAUAUCCAGUCUGCCCUCCAGAAGCGCUUCUGAGCCCCCUCAGAGCAUGCAGCAAUCUCAGAGACACACCACAAAAAAAAACAUAUAUAUACACACAUAUGUGUAUAUAUUUUUUUCUUGACACAUUCUUCAAGGCGGUUAUAGAUGACUGUCUCAAAGAACUCUGAGUUCUUCAACAAGAAUUUCUAAGAGUUAAUAAAAGGAAAUACCU
Carlito syrichta (Philippine tarsier) is the source of this 2551-nucleotide messenger RNA. RefSeq names its product tripartite motif containing 42 (gene TRIM42). Lineage: Eukaryota; Metazoa; Chordata; Mammalia; Primates; Tarsiidae. Gene Ontology annotation, molecular function: zinc ion binding; protein binding. The coding region runs from base 205 to 2373 and encodes 722 amino acids. The transcript has 5 exons. The record is from RefSeq and is a predicted model, not a curated record.